UUGGCUCAAGAUAAUAGACGACCAAGGGGUCAGUAGUUUGUGUGCAACUUCAUAGCAAGAAGUAGGAUUGUGAGGCUCGUGCCACUGUGAUUCACUAGUUUCUUUAACAGAAAUUCCUACCUUCCUUUUGUUUAUCUUAAUUUAUUGUAAAGGCUUUGUUUGGACUAACAUCCCACUACACUAUGUUUGAGACGAGCAGCGAUGACCUCUUCCUGCCCCCCUACCACGAAGAGAUGGUGGACAACCUGCUCUCCAACGAAUCCUCCGACGACUGCGGCUCCUCCCUGGCCGAUGCCCUGCUCCCGCUGGUUGAGUCCUCGGCCUCCCCCCUCAGCCCCUGGCUCUGCUCCACCCGCUACAAGACCGAGCUGUGCACCAGCUACGCCGCCUCGGGCCUCUGCAAUUACGCCGAACGCUGCCAGUUCGCGCAUGGCCUCCAAGAGCUCCACGUGCCCUAUCGUCACCCCAAGUACAAGACCGAGCUGUGCCGUAGCUUCCACACCACGGGCUACUGCUACUACGGAACCCGCUGCCUUUUCGUCCAUGGGGCCACCGAGCAGCGGCCCGCCUGCCGUCCCCGCCGCAAGAACGUCCCCUGUCGCACCUUCCGCUCCUACGGCGUGUGUCCCUUCGGCACCCGCUGCAACUUCCUGCACGUCGACGAACUAGGAGAUGGUGUUGAUGGUGUAGCGGAGGAGUCGCCUGUCAGUUGCGGGCGCGGCAGCAGCUGCGGUAGUAGCGUCAGUGGGAUCGAGGAGAAAAGUCCCGCCGAUUUCCUCACACCUACCUUCCAAGCGCAGACCAAGGAGUGGAAGCCGCGCGGUGCGCUCUGCCGCACCUUCAGCUCGUUCGGCUUCUGCCUGUACGGCACGCGCUGCCGCUUCCAGCACGGCCUCCCCAGCAAGCUCAAGGGCUCUGACUCCAUCCUGAGCCCCGCGGGCUUCCAGGCCGCCAUCGGCAGUCGGGCCUUUUCCCAGAGCUACACAGACAUGCUGCUGUCCCCCUUCUCCUCAUCCCCGGCCUCCUCCAACUCGUCCCCGCCGCCCUCCUCAACAUGCACCCCCUCAGUGACCACCCCGCCGGUCGAGACCGCGGCCCACAACGCCUUCACCUUCUCCAGCCAGCACCUCAACGAGCUGCUGCUGCCGCUGGCCCUCCACCUUCAGCAGCUGGAGAGCAGCCAGGCCCUGGCCACCAGCGCGCAGAAGAUCUGGGACAACAGAGCACUUUGAAGUCCCCUGGCGUGUGGGACAACGCUGCCAUCGGAGCCUCCUAGCUGUGGAGGAACUAGUUUGAUUAUAUGAGUGUUCUUAAAAUGUUAUGCUUUAGAGACUUGUCGUAAUUUAAAUUUUUAUUGGGUGGGUAUUUAAACUGGACUGUGUUUUUGACGGACACAUGGCGCCCCGUUCGUGCGUUUGACUGCGGGAUAGUUGGUCCUUAAAAUCGAGGAGAAUGGUAAAUAAUCGGAUGGCUACAAAUAUUUGUAUGGGUGAAGUUGCUGCAGCCUAUUUUUGGAUGCACUGAGCCUUGUAAUUAACUUUUUAAUUGUUGUACAUACUGAUAAUUAUGGUCGGCUUAGUUUAAUAUCUGACUCGAUAUCAUUAAUAAACAGAAGUUUUAAUCCAA
Gadus morhua (Atlantic cod) is the source of this 1626-nucleotide messenger RNA. RefSeq names its product cysteine three histidine 1 (gene cth1). The transcript is spliced from 2 exons. Gene Ontology annotation, molecular function: metal ion binding; mRNA binding. The record is from RefSeq and is a predicted model, not a curated record. NCBI's taxonomy places the organism in Eukaryota, Metazoa, Chordata, Actinopteri, Gadiformes, Gadidae. The coding region runs from base 183 to 1232 and encodes 349 amino acids.